Molecule: messenger RNA, 2658 nt
Organism: Ophidiomyces ophidiicola
Lineage: Eukaryota; Fungi; Ascomycota; Eurotiomycetes; Onygenales; Onygenaceae
Gene: SEC59
Product: dolichol kinase
Exons: 2
Coding region: 1-2658 (885 amino acids)
Biological process (GO): dolichyl monophosphate biosynthetic process
Cellular component (GO): endoplasmic reticulum membrane
Molecular function (GO): dolichol kinase activity
Source: RefSeq, a predicted model, not a curated record
AUGGCCGCACUCAACGACACGGACAACAGCAGCUCAGAAGACCUCGCCUCCCCGCGCCGCUCGCACAUCCACUUCGCCGCUGAGCAGCUGCAGCUUCAGCAGCAACCCCUACACCGCCGCUCCCCGCACCCCUACAGCCGGCGGCGCCGCCGCGCGGACCUGCUCAGUUCGGAAUUCGGCUCCAGCGACUACAGCUCGCGCUGGGUCCGCAGCCAGCGCACGUCCAGCGACAGCGGCACCGACGCGGACGACGAGGGCAAUGGCAUCCUGAAGAGCCUGCCUGCGCCGCUGUUUGCGGAUGCGAGCGACAACGAUGACGACGGCGUGUGCACGGGGAGAUUGUUCAGGAGGGCUAGUCGGAGUGCAGGGGGAACUCGGAGGCGCGCUGGUGAUAAUGCGGAUGCGCAGUCUUUGUAUCCGGGCCGGUGGAGUGGGACAAAGUGGGUGGUGGAGCUGCUGCGGAGAGUGUGUGAGACCAUCUGGCUGCUUACGGUGGCUGCGACGGCGCUUCUGCCGGAUGAAGCGCGGUAUGUUACUGGUUUCUGGCGGCGUGAACUAUGGAGUUUUGUCCUUUUGACCACAGGCCUAUAUGUCCUCCUGCCUAUACGAAUAUAUCUCCGCAGGUUGCGCUGGUCGGCGUUUAAGAGAAUUGCCUUCUUUCCCUUCUCGAGCGACUUUGAUCCUGCUCCGCUAAUAUACCCUAUAUACCUCCCUGUGCUGGUGGCCGUCUCACUGGGAAAGCGAUGCCACACUCUAAUUUUACCAAAUAUCAUACUCGGACUGUCAUCGUUACCGGCGUACUCCGUUCCCCUUCAAUAUAUGCUCAAUGGUAACAGUGUCUCGCAUUGGGUGGUGACUGUCAUCCCGCUGAUCGCGGCGGAGUUCGGGUUUGUGGGGGAGGACCCUGCGAGAGUGCUUUCGUUGCUCGACCUAGAUCCCGAAAGCCUAGUUCUCCUUUUCCCUUUACACCAAGCGCUAGUGUCUGUGUUGCAAUCUCUAGUCUCGACAAGUCUCCUGCCGGCCGAAAUUCCGCUCCUGGCUACUGGAUUGAUCAAUGCCAUGCUUUUUACGGUUUCGCCCCAAGGCGAGAUUUUCAAAGGAGUUAUUUUGCUUGGAGGAAUCAGCAUCUUUAUUUCUUGCAGACAAGUUCUUCGUUGGGGGCUAGUGCUGGCAAGAAUCCCUUCUUGGAAAUUUCGGCGUCCCUCGCGUGGAAAAAUUAGUUCGCAAGGGCUUUGGAAUAUCAUUGACCGCCGUGUAUGCCAGAAAAUCUACGGGCCGUUCAAAGCCGGAUAUGGGUCGCAAUCAGAUGAUGCUGACGGCUGGGUGAUUUCAGCAAAUGCGAAUGUGGAUUUCCACUAUGGGCUCAAGCUGGACACUCAGUUUGAACGUGUACCAGAGCGAAUGUCGGCCAGUUUGAAGCUUCAGAACUCACUUUCUGCUGUGGACAAGCCUAAUCCAGAUCCGAUCUUUGGCAGCGAAAGAAGCCGUCCGGUUGGCAGGCGACGAAACACCUUUUCAACCGCAGAUGAUGUGAAAACCACGCCGAGCGGUCGUCGCAAGCGAUCCCUACCCCCUAGCCUUCAGCCAUUCUUGUCGUUAACAUCGGUGCAGGCCGAAGUUCGCAAACGGGCCUACGCUGCAUUUGUGUACCUUGCAAUCCUUUUAAUCAUACUUAUUCCAGUCCGAUUAUAUAUCAAGCAGAAUGCCCUUCAGGGCCAAGAACCAUUUGGCUGGGCGAUUGGCUACCUUUUUGGGAAUAUCCCUUCAGUGCGACUCUGGCUGGUGAUGUCUAGGCUUGAUGGAUGGGCGUGCCUACCUUCGUGGACUAGCGGGUCAACGGCGUUUUGCCGCCUAGGCUGGAUCGAACAUCAACGACAAGAUACAUUCGGAGAAGCGAACACACGACUCUUGAUCUGUGCGUACUGCGUGCUAGUUUUAUGUGUGGGAAUGGCGCUCGUCUUCCGGCUUAGUGCUGUUGUUGAAGUGGACACACGGCGCAAAAUAUUCCAUGGCAUGAUGGUUGCAAUGUUCCUACCCACGACGUUUAUUGAUCCAGCGUUUACUGGCCUGGCAUUUAUGCUUGUGCUAGCUAUUUUUCUUCUACUAGAAGUUUUCAGAGCGUCACAGCUUACCCCGGUGUCUAGACCGAUCACGUACUUCCUUGCACCUUAUGUUGAUGGAAGAGACUACCGUGGGCCUGUCGUCAUUUCGCACAUUUUUUUGCUGAUUGGCUGCGCCAUUCCCCUCUGGCUGUCCCUUGCGGGUGCACAGCAUACGGGAAGCAAACCCUGGGCGGGAUGGGAGAUUGAAGGCCGAGAUGUGAGUAUGGUUAGUGGAGUCAUCUGUGUCGGCAUGGGCGAUGCCGCAGCUUCACUAGUUGGCCGGCGAUACGGACACAGAAGGUGGUUUUGGGGUGGGGACAAGAGCAUAGAAGGCAGCAUCGCAUUUGCUCUCGCUGUCUACGUGGGGAUCAUGGUAGCAAAGAUGUGGCUUGUGGUAGGAGGCUGGCGUGCCGAAUUCCCAUUACCGACAACUGCGAUCAGCGCCUUUGUUGCAGCACUAGGGUCGAGCUUUACAGAAGCUGUUCUCACAGGGGGAAACGAUAAUGUCGUCGUCCCGUUGGUGCUAUGGUUGCUUGUACGGGGCUUGGAGUUGUAA